CCGGUGAAAUUAUUAUGCAGCGAUGGUGGAGAAGAAAAUAGCAGUGCGAUCCCAGGACCCAGGCCAGCGGCGCGUUUUGGACUGCGCUACGCGCCAGCGACGCUUAACCAGACAGCUAGAAGCACUUGAAAAGGACAAUUUCCAGGAUGAUCCUCAUGCCAGCCUACCCCAGCUGGCCAAGAGGCUCCCUCAGUUUGAUGACAGCAAUGAGUCUGGCAAGAAGAGGAAGAAGACAAGAGGAGAUCAUUUCAAAUUGAGAUUUCGGAAGAACUUCCAGGCUCUACUGGAGGAAGAGGAACUAAGUGGGAAUGAGGGACCUAACUACCUGACUGCUUGUGCCGAGCCCUCCAAACUGCCACAGCGCCACUUCUGUGCCGUGUGUGGCUUCCCGUCUCCCUACACCUGCAUUUCCUGUGGGGCACGCUACUGCUGUGUCCGCUGCCUGGGCACACAUCAUGAAACCAGGUGUCUGAAGUGGACUGUGUGAUGCUCUCAGUUGGUACGUGUGAAUGGCUGCCUCAUUUUAUUGCUUGAUCAUAUGUCGUCCUGUCAUCAACUGAAGGACAGGUUUCUUUUUUGUGCAGCAUCAGAGUAUCUGAAUGAGUUGUUGACUCCCGUCCAGUCAGUCUGUGUGAGCUAUAUGACUCUCAUCCAGUGAGUCUGAAUGAGUUGUUUGACUCCCAGUCAGUCUGAAUGAGCUGUAUGACUCCCGUCCAGUCAGUCUGAAUGAGCUGUAUGACUCCCAUCCUGUCUGUCUGAAUGAGCUGUAUGACUCCCAUCCUGUCCGUCUGAUUGAGCUGUAUGACUCCCGUCCAGUCCGUCUGAAUGAACUAUAUCACUCUCGUCCAGUAUGUCUGAAUGAGCCAUAUGACACCCAUCCAGUCAGUCUGAAAGAGCUGUAUGACUCCCUUCCAUAGCACCAGACAGUGGCUGAAUGGGGACAGUGCUGUUGCUAUCGCAACAGGCAUGUGGUGAUCUAAUGGGAGCCCCUGCAUGAGAUAGCGAUAACUCAGAAAGUGAAUGGUGUUCAGCCUAGGCCUGAAUGGUGUUUCGCCUAGGCCUGAAUUUGACAAUCAUAUACUGAACAAAAAUCAAAACGCAACAUGCAACAAUUUCAACCAUUUUACUGAGUUAAAGUUCAUAAAAGGAAAUCAGUCAAUUGAAAUCAGGUAAUUAGGCCCUAAUCUAUGGAUUUUACAUAACUGUGCAGGGCACAGCCAUCGGUGAGCCUGGGAGGACGUAGGCCCACCCACUUGGGAGCCAGGCCCUGCCAAUCAGAAUGAGUUUUUCGUCACAAAAUGACAUUAUUACAGACAGAAAUACUCCUCAGUUUCAUCAGCUGUCCGGGUGGCUG
Molecule: messenger RNA, 1354 nt
Organism: Oncorhynchus gorbuscha (pink salmon)
Lineage: Eukaryota; Metazoa; Chordata; Actinopteri; Salmoniformes; Salmonidae
Gene: znhit1
Product: zinc finger, HIT-type containing 1
Exons: 5
Coding region: 23-487 (154 amino acids)
Biological process (GO): chromatin remodeling
Cellular component (GO): Swr1 complex
Molecular function (GO): nucleosome binding
Source: RefSeq, a predicted model, not a curated record